AUGCCUAACACCUCUGAGGUUGACGGGGUUGAGCCUAGAGAAACCCGUUUGACCAUCCCCAUCCUAUCUGCCCUCAGGAAACAACUCGAAAGCGAGCCCUUGAUGCUGUGCGGCUACUCCUCUACAGCCACUGAGGCGCAGCUCGCCGAGAGCCAGCAGACGUUUGGAACGGAGUCUUUUUGCAUACGCAUUACAGCGAUUAAGGAGGAAGGUUUCAGUCGGGACGGCCUGUGUAAGGUUGCCCAGCUCCACAUCUGGGCUCCCGUAUCAGACCGCUGA
This is a messenger RNA of Pyricularia grisea, 279 nucleotides long. RefSeq lists its product as uncharacterized. The record is from RefSeq and is a predicted model, not a curated record. The transcript has 2 exons. The coding region runs from base 1 to 279 and encodes 92 amino acids. Lineage: Eukaryota; Fungi; Ascomycota; Sordariomycetes; Magnaporthales; Pyriculariaceae.